AAUAAGUGUUUUAUAACAAAUAUUAUGAAUAAGAUUUCUUUUUCCUAUACUGAAUACUAAUAUUUAUUGGAAUCUUAAUUCCCAAAUACAUUAAAAAUCAAAAAUUACAGCAAUGGACUUUACAACAAUGUGUCGAAUUUGCCUUGAAUCUAACAAAACAACAUACAAUAUUUACACGAGCUAUUACGCUAAAAGAAAUACCCUGUACUGUGAAAUGCUGUCUAACUGCACUAAGCUUAAGCCUACCAAAGAAGAUGGUCUCCCCAGCUCAAUAUGUAAGGAAUGCAGCCGCCAAUUGAAACGAUCAUAUGCAUUUAACCUGAAAUGCGAGGCGAGUGACAACAAACUAAGAAACUAUUUAGUAAACAUUAUUGAUAUAAAAGAUGAUGACGACAAAAGUAAAUUAAUUGAAGAAAAAUUAGAACUUAAAACUGAGGUAGAAGAAGUUAAAAUCGAAGAUGAUGUGGAUGUUAAAGAUGAGGUGGAUACAGUAUGCAAUGUCAUCAAUGAAAUUUUUGAGAGCGCUGAAAAUGAUUUAAAGGAUGAUAUUAAACUUGAAGUGAGCUGCAAUGAAUAUGACAAUGGCAAUGACAGUGGAUGGGAUGCAGAUGAUGACAACAUGCUUCUGGGAGAUUUACAACUGAAAAAAAAGGAUAAAGAUUUUACCAUAGAAGAAGAAAAACCCAAAAAGAGAAGAGGACGGAAAAAAAGGGUGGAUUUGGAGCCCCAACUGCCAGAAAGCAAGCUGCCUCACCAGUGCGACAUCUGUGGCAAGUUCCUGAGCACCAAGAGCAACCUGAAGGCGCACAAGAUCUGCCAUACGGAUCUCAGGCCCUAUAAAUGCGGCGACUGUCCUGCCACAUUCAGAGGUUACAGCGCGCUGUUUCAGCACAAGAAAGUACAUACAAAAGAGACUCCGUACCACUGCGAGUACUGCCCUAAGCAGUUCAGUAGACGCACUGGUCUUGUUAACCACAUCCGGAUGCACACUGGCGAGAAACUGUAUAGCUGCGAUGUAUGCUUCAAGAACUUCGUGCAGAGCGCACAACUCUCCAUCCACAUGAAGAGGCAUAAAGGAGACAAAACUUAUCUCUGCCAGGAAUGUGGGAAAGGGUUCCCUAUAAAAGCCGACCUUAAAGUCCACCAAAGGAUCCACAACGGGGAGAAGCCCUACUCUUGUCAUCUCUGCACCAAGACGUUUGCGACCUCUGGCAACCUCUCAAUACACGUCAGAAUACACAAUAAGGAAGUUAGGUACCGUUGUAAAGAAUGCAACCGCGGCUUCGUAACGUGCAGCGCCUACAACGUGCACCUCAAGCGGCACAAGGGGCAGAGGGACUACCACUGCGAGUGCGGCAAAACUUUCUACACAUCCUCCGCUUUGAAACAACACAAGGUAGUGCACACCGGCGAAAAGAAGUACCAAUGCAAGAUAUGCGAUCGUAAGUUCUCACAGACGAGCCAUCUCAGCCGCCAUUUCAAACGGGACCACGCGAAACCGAACAUGCCUUUACCAUCUUCAGACCAUUAUAAGUUAGUUAUAAGUAAUGAGGAUAAGUCCUUCAUGUUUGACGUGUCGAACGCGAGUCAGGGGGUGAAGUGUGAGGGGUCGUAGUGUUUUUUUUUUUAUUCAACAAAUUACACAGUAUGACAGUUAAAACCAAUUCACUGUGGAAUUUAUGUGAUACGAGAAGUUGCCGAAUUUAACCUUUUGAAAGCCACGCAUAGGCGUGAAUCAACUUUUAGGACACCGAUUUCGUGUUUUAGACUCCCUAGCAAAGAAAAAUCGAUUUUUUUUAAAACCAGGUUGGUUUUUUUUUUUACUUUUUUGUUUACACGGGCAUUAUUAGAUACAUAAGUAUUUAAUUAACAACUUGAUCAGAUAAAAGUUACAUUUUGUACGGUAACGCAGUAGAAAAAUACAAAAAUUGUGUCCCUGAUUCUUGUAUGUUAGAAAACUUUUCUCUGCUGCGUUAUCGUACAAAAUGUAACUUUUAUCUGAUCAAGUUGUUAAUUUUAAUGUGUUCAAUUAAUUCUUAUAUUCUUAAUAUCUAAUAAUGCCUGUGUAAAAAAGUAAAAAAAUCAACAUGGUUUCUAAAAAAUAGAAUUUUCUUUGCUAGGGAAUCUAGGGACAAAAGUUGAAUCAUCCCUAUAUUAUUGAGCUGUCUCGUAGAAACUCUGGACAUCAUUACCGAUCAGCUGAAAUAAACGAAACAGACUUUUGUGAGACUCCAGUGCUGGUUCCAUAGUAAAAAUUAUUUUUAUGACCUACAUUACAUUUACAUUACAUAUUCACUCCGCAGAUUUAAAAACGUUAUGUACCUAUAUGUAUUAUUAUUCACAACGACGGGACUUAAUCGCGUCUUCUUCUUCUUCCUCGCGUUAUCCCGGCAUUUUGCCAUGGCUCAUGGGAGCCUGGGGGUCCACUUGGCAACUAAUUCUAAGAAUUUACGUAGGCACUAGUUUUUACGAAAGUGUUUGCCAUCUGACCUUCCAACCCAGAGGGGGAACUAGGCCUUGUUAGGAUUAGUCCGGUUUCCUCACGAUGUUUUCUUUCACCGAAAAGCGACUUAUUACUUUUUUUAUAAUUUUUUUUUUAUUUACUUAUUUUACGCGAUUAAGUCCCGUCAUUGUGAAUAAUAAUGAGUAAAAAUCGUGAAAGUUUAAAUCAGUGUUAUGUAUUUCAUUUGAUAAGCUGCCAUCACUGAGGAAAAUACUGUAUAAAAAAUACCAGCUACCUCAAUUUUGAUCACAGUAAACACAAUACAGUAGUCUUAUUAUACGUUCAGUGACAAUUUUUUUUUUGUAUAUUAUAAGAGCUGAAUGAUCUGUAUAAAAAUGAAUCUUUUUUUAAUAUUUAUUUUGGAAAUUCGGAUUGUUUUUAGUGUGAGAUCUCAUACACGUGUACGUAUUUACAGACGGUAAUAACAUUUGGUUCAACUUUUUGAUUGGUUUUAAUACUUUUAAUCAUGAUUCAUGUACCAUUGGUCGACUCAAUAUUAACGCAAAACACGCAAAUAAAAUCGUCUGUGGCCAUCAAUGGGGCCAUCGAUUGCUGUGUCAUAUUUAUUUUGGUAUGUAUUCCUUUAAUCUGUUUUUAAUAGGGAAUAUUACGCGAAACUGCGUAGAGGGCGCCACUACCACAAUCUGAGGGUCUAUCGCGAAACAAGAAUAUUGAAAUUUCGUUAUCUAACAUCCCUGUCACUCUUGCAUAUUCGAGCGAUGAAGAGGCAGAUAGCUAAAUUUCGGAUUCGCGUUACCCGGUAGGUCCUCUGUAAACAACGGCCUUGAUGCAUCAAUGUCAUAUUUUACUAUCUCUGAAAACUUGAUCGAAAACCUGUUAAAGGUACAGUAUGUAUAAGUUACUCUAUGGUUUACUAAAAAUGCUAGUGCUGCACUCCGGUGGCAGAACAUUGCAGUAAUAUCCCCUAUUGAUACAGGUAUAUAUCUGUGGCCCUAGUGAAAAAGGGUACAAGUCUCGGACAGGGCAGUUGCAAAAGGGCGUAAGUUUCACGAAACUACGUGUAACACUUAUGCCCUUUCAGAACUAAGCCACUGAUUUAAUAAUGUGGUAUAGGAUAGAAAAAGGAACAAGAGGGCAGGUGAACGAAAUGGCACGGUUUCGGACAAUAUUAGUUACCCUAGACUUAUAUCGACCGUGAUUACCUUUUGUAUUGUUUUCGAGCUAUCGAUAUUACCCGUGAACAAGAUGCAUGUAACUGCGUCGAAAUAUCGCGGGGGGGGGGAAACAAUACAAAAGGGAAUCACGGUCCAUAUCCCGGUCAAGUCUAUUGAAAAUAAUAGUGAAUCAUUCAAAACUGUUAAUAUUAGUUACCGUCAACCGGGAUAAAAUACGGAUAUAACUUGGGAAUUACACUUACCUGAUAUUUUCUUAAAAACUACUCACACAAAUUGUAUCGUGCGAAAUCUACUAGGUAUUAUUCUCAAUCGCAUACCAUUUGUGUAGAUAGUUUUCAAGAAACUAUUUGUUUAUUUACAUAAUCUUUAUUGCACAAAAGAAAAUACAAUCGUACAGAAGGCGGACCUAAUGCUAUAAGGCAUUCUCUACCAGUCAACCUUUGGGCAAAGCAGAAAAAUAUCAGUUAAAUGUCAUUCCUAAUUAUUAUAAUGAUGGAUCCUAUGUCUGCAAUACCAAGAAAAAUUUGGUGCCAUACAGCGAAAUCUAAGUCAACUGUAAAAAACCGGCCAAGUGCGAGUCGGGCUCGCGCACGAAGGGUUCCGUACCGUACCAUUACGCAAAAUAACGGCAAAAAAAUCACGUUUGUUGUAUGGGAGCCCCACUUAAAUAUUUAUUUUAUUCUGUUUUUAGUAUUUGUUGUUAUGGCGGCAACAGAAAUACAUCAUCUGUGAAAAUUUCAACCGUCUAGCUAUCACGGUUCGUGAGAUACAGCCUGGUGACAGACGGACAGACAGACAGUGGAGUCUUAGUUAUAGGGUCCCGUUUUUACCCUUUGGGUACGGAACCCUAAAAACACGCCACAUCUAUUUGCACCACUUUACGCGUCUUACUAUUCUUUUGUCUAUUGUUAUAGGAACGAUUUUGUAUCUAAUAUAUAAAAGUACAAUUAUUUAUUGAAUGAAUUAUGUUAGUGUUAGUUUGUGACGUUAUUUUUACCUAGAUUAAGUUACCAGUAACUAACACUCGUUUUGUAACAAAUG
Messenger RNA from Cydia strobilella, 4680 nucleotides. RefSeq names its product zinc finger protein 239-like. The coding region runs from base 113 to 1615 and encodes 500 amino acids. Gene Ontology annotation, molecular function: zinc ion binding; RNA polymerase II cis-regulatory region sequence-specific DNA binding; DNA-binding transcription factor activity, RNA polymerase II-specific. Gene Ontology annotation, biological process: regulation of DNA-templated transcription. The transcript is spliced from 10 exons. Gene Ontology annotation, cellular component: nucleus. Lineage: Eukaryota; Metazoa; Arthropoda; Insecta; Lepidoptera; Tortricidae. The record is from RefSeq and is a predicted model, not a curated record.